This is a messenger RNA of Paramecium tetraurelia, 974 nucleotides long. RefSeq lists its product as uncharacterized. Lineage: Eukaryota; Ciliophora; Oligohymenophorea; Peniculida; Parameciidae. The transcript is spliced from 4 exons. Gene Ontology annotation, biological process: proteasome-mediated ubiquitin-dependent protein catabolic process; regulation of proteolysis. Gene Ontology annotation, molecular function: ubiquitin protein ligase binding. Gene Ontology annotation, cellular component: cytoplasm. The record is from RefSeq and is a predicted model, not a curated record.
AUGUUGAAAAAGAAAGGCUCCGAGCAACUAGACAUCAUAUUUGAAGCUGGCGAAGAUCUCUUGAACUUCUCCAAGAAUCAAGUAAUCAUGAUAAAGAACAAUUCUAUCAAACUUCCAAUCAUCAAACCCAGAACCUUCUUAUCAUAUAGUUUUGAAUUCUGUGGAAUCACAGGUCUCAGUUACAAGAUGCUCAGAUUCCAAUCCCUAGGCAGAGACAUCAGACCUGAAACCAACAUCAUGACUUCAUGUCUAGUCAAAGUAAUUCAUACAACUGAGUUCUCAUAAAUGGCAUAAAACCCCUUAAAAACUUCAUUCUAAGGGUUGUUUACACAAGGCAGUCAUAGUGAUAUUCUGCUCCAAAUUAAUAAAGAAAGUCCAAUACCAUUGCACAAAUGCAUUUUGGCAUGUAGAUCCCCAAAGUUUAAUGGGAUGUUCUCCUCAAAUAUGAUUGAAAGCAACCAAAUUUUAGUUAAGGUUGAACACAACAAACCAGAACUGUUUAGGAUAAUGUUAUAAUGGAUUUAUUGCGGGUAUUGGAAAGAAUUCCCAGAAGAGAUUGAAGACACCUGUGAUUUAAUGUUACUAGCUGAUGAGUAUUUGAUUACUGACUUAAAAUAAAAAUGUGAAGAAGAUAUUAUUUCAAAAUUGGGUAGUAGCAAUAUAUUAUAAAUAUUGCUAUUUGUGGAGUAACACUCAAAUUUAGUAUCUCAACUUUUAUUGGAAAAAACAAACUCAAUGUUUAUAGAUGACUUUGAUAAGAUCCAUAAGUUAAAUCCAAAUUUAGAAUAAGAUAUAACAAGAAUGCCUGGCUUGAUGACGAAACUCUUUUAAAAUUUACAUUAGAAAAAAAUAAGGAAGGGAAGAAAAGUACACUUUGUGGUUGAUGAUUUUGAAGAAUCAGAUUCAGAUGACUAUGUUAGAAAUUACACGCAACAUUUCUACUAAUGAUUAUAGCAUGAUAUUAAAUUUUAUAU